This is a messenger RNA of Arthroderma uncinatum, 2064 nucleotides long. RefSeq names its product putative Meiosis protein MEI2. The transcript has 12 exons. Gene Ontology annotation, molecular function: RNA binding. Bases 1 to 2064 code for a protein of 687 amino acids. The record is from RefSeq and is a predicted model, not a curated record. NCBI's taxonomy places the organism in Eukaryota, Fungi, Ascomycota, Eurotiomycetes, Onygenales, Arthrodermataceae.
AUGUCGAGGCUCGCAAGCAGCCCUCGAUCCUUCGACCAGGCCAAUUCUCGCAACGGGUCUCCCGAGACCAGACUGACCGCGUUCUCCCCUGAAGCGCUCCGUUCCCAGUUCGGCUGCGAGUACGGUCAGACCGAUUCCAUGUCUCGUCAGGCAGCUAGGUCCUUGGCCAUCUUUGAACGCAGUCUCGGGGAAUCCGCUCAAGCUCAAGAUCCCUUCAUGCCUACUCCCUCUACUCGCUCUUCCGGACGUGUCCAGCUUUCCCCAACUGCCUCUAGCUUCACUCCCGGCAGCUUUGAUAGAAACGCGCCAGCUUGUCCCAUGUCUUCUCCUACGUUCUUACCAGAACAGGACCCUCCCAAUCUCACUAUUCUGACUGCUACUUCUGUUCCCGAUACCCCUGGACUCACCAGUUCCUUUGUUCCCCGUGGUGCGGUUGACUUUGGUCCAAUCGGUGGUGCCAGAGUUUCCCCUCCGUUGGACUCCGAAUACGUUCUUACUCCCUAUGCCAUGUACUACCAGUUUGGCCAUUUUGAUUUUGAGAACCGCAAUCGUGCAUUGCUUAUUGAAGGAGCUUCUGCUAGCACGACUUAUACUGAAAUCUCCUCACUCUUCAAUCACAGUGAAUUCCCCAGCAUCAAGGGACCCGUCCUUAACGAGCUUGCUUCUCAUGGUAGAAUCUACGUUGGUUUUACCAACAUCCAGCAGGCAAAGAUGGCUGCCGUCAAAGCCAAGUCUUACUAUCCUAGCUGGAUCUUGCAUGGCUUGACUGCAAAGGAGUUUACCCAAAAAUUUGAACCCCAUCUUGUUGCAACUACCUCAAACUACGAGGGACAGGUCUAUGCCUCGGUCCACUACGACAACGGCAACCACCCAACUGCGGACGGACGUGCCAUCUCUCACUCGUUCAAGACUCUGCUUUCCUCAUAUGGCGACAUCAAAGCCUUUCAUAGCAUCCCCACUCAGCACGAUGACAUCGUUACCUUCCAUGUUGAAUUCAACGAUACUCGUGCUGCAGACAACGCCGUCUCUGCUUUCAGUGGCACUUCUACUCCGGGCUGCACCAUCGAUGUCAGGUAUUACAAGCCAGAUGUUGUCCACCACGCUCAUGCUCAUCACCCAUCUGAGGAGCCUGCUACUCGCACCUCUCCAACCUUGAUCAACAGCCGCUCAAUGGCUCGUCGUGAGAGCUUCGUCUCACCCAAUCCUUACAUGGAGUUGAGCCCAACUGGACGUUCCACCAUUCCUGUCGGUGAUCCUGCUGUUGCAACCUGGAAUCGUAGAUCCGAUGAAGCUCAUAAUAACUUCCGUUCUCGUCAUGGUUCUGGACGCAAUCGCCACAAUGCACACAACAACAACAUGAACCAGAACCACGUUGACAUCGAACGCAUUCGCAUGGGUCUUGACGUUCGCACCACUAUCAUGCUUCGCAAUAUUCCAAACAAGAUCGACCAGGCCAUGCUUAAUGACAUUGUCGAUGAGACUAGCCAUGGCAAAUACGACUUCAUGUAUCUUCGCAUCGAUUUCGCCAACAACUGCAAUGUCGGCUAUGCUUUUAUCAACUUUGAAGAUCCAAUUGAUAUCAUCGACUUUGCCAAAGCUCGUGCUGGCCGUUCAUGGAAUUGUUUCAAUAGCGACAAGGUUGCUGAGAUUUCCUAUGCUACUAUUCAAGGAAAGGAUUGCCUCGUUCAGAAAUUCCGCAACAGCUCUGUCAUGUUGGAACAUCCGUCAUUCCGCCCAAAGAUCUUCCACACUGGCACUGGCCCAUUAGCUGGCACUGAAGACCACUUCCCCGGCCCUGACAACCCAUCAAAGAUGCGCCGCAGCGUCGAAAAUGCUGAACAUGUAGGCUUGUUUGCUCCACGCGUAGGUCAGCAGUACCGCGAUGAACAACGCCGUCGCCGCUCGCAGUAUGACCGUGGCACCACUGCAGCCGAACGUGAAACUCACUGGGUCCGCGAAUGGCCUGCCCAUCCCGAGAGAAUGGAACAGAUCCGCUCUAACAUCAUGAACUCUUGGUAUGAGCCAACUGGCGGCAACCAUCAUCAUCACCACCACUCUGGAUAG